Molecule: messenger RNA, 1581 nt
Organism: Manihot esculenta (cassava)
Lineage: Eukaryota; Viridiplantae; Streptophyta; Magnoliopsida; Malpighiales; Euphorbiaceae
Product: autophagy-related protein 18a
Exons: 5
Coding region: 129-1313 (394 amino acids)
Biological process (GO): autophagy of mitochondrion; protein lipidation; protein localization to phagophore assembly site
Cellular component (GO): phagophore assembly site membrane; extrinsic component of membrane; cytosol
Molecular function (GO): phosphatidylinositol-3-phosphate binding; phosphatidylinositol-3,5-bisphosphate binding; protein binding
Source: RefSeq, a predicted model, not a curated record
GAAGACUUAUCCUCCCGUGCUUUGAAAAGAUAAAAAAGAAACCUCGCCCUCGAUCGUCGUCUCGCCCGGCGCCGAUGGCCAACUAUUUUUGGCCAAACCCUAAUAAUCGUAGUUAAUUAUUCCCCUUCAUGGCUCAGCCCCACCACGCUCGCACCGCCACCCACCACAUCCCUCCGGAUUCCGACUCUGAACCCGACGAUCAUACCUCCUCCUCAUCUAGCCCCCCUCUAUUUCUCCCUUGUACUACCCACGAACCCGCACAAUCCCCGGCCAUCUACCAUCUCUCCUUCAACCAAGAUUAUGGCUGCUUCGCCGCCGGCCUCGACAACGGUUUUAGAAUAUACAAUACCGAUCCCUUCAAGCCUCUCUUUCGCCGGGAUCUUGACUCGAGGGCCGGAAUCGGCCUUGUGGCCAUGCUCUUCCGGUGCAACAUUCUUUGCUUGGUCGGCGGUGGUCCUGAUCCCAUACAUCCAAUGAGCAAGGUAAUGAUUUGGGACGACCAUCAAUCGCGAUGCAUCGGAGAGCUAUCUUUCCGAUCAGAGGUGAAAAACGUGAAACUUCGGCGGGACAGGAUAAUUGUUGUAUUGCUUCAGAAGAUUUUUGUGUACAAUUUUGCGGACCUGAAGCUGCUGCACCAAAUCGAGACGGUUUUGAACCCAAAAGGGUUGUGUGAGAUAUCCCAUACUUCAUCACCGAUGGUACUUGUUUGCCUUGGCCUUCAGAAGGGGCAAAUUAGAGUGGAAAAUUAUGGGUCCAAGAGAACCAAGUUUGUUAUGGCACAUGACUCGAGGAUCGCUUGUAUGACUAUGACUCAAGAGGGCAGAUUGUUGGCUACUGCCAGUAGUAAGGGCACUUUGAUUAGGGUGUUUAAUACUUUGGAUGGGUCAUUACUGCAGGAGGUUAGGAGAGGUGCUGAUAGAGCUGAAAUAUACAGUCUUGCAUUCUCUUCCAAUGCACAGUGGUUAGCCGUCUCAAGUGAGAAGGGAACUGUCCAUGUAUUUAGCCUCAAAGUUGAUUCAGGUUUGGUGACAUUGACCGAUGAUAGAUUGCAUGUUGCAUCUGAACCAAACCAUUCUAAUGGUUCAGGCAUUUCGUCUCUUUCCAUUUUGAAAGGUGUAUUGCCAAAGUAUUUCAGCUCAGAGUGGUCAGUGGCUCAGUUUCGAUUACCUGAAGGAUUGCAAUAUUUUGUUGCAUUUGGCCAUCAGAAGAACACAAUUGUAAUCAUUGGCAUGGACGGAAGUGGGCGCAAUUGGGAAGUCAAAAAUUUUGCUUCUAUCGAUGUGAGUUUAACCCAGGAAGUGGCGGAGAGAUGACUCAGCUUGAAUAUCACAAUUUCCUGAAUGUAGACAAUUUCUUAAAGCUAGGGGAAACUUUUCUCAAGUCGAUGUAAAGAUUGCAUUAUAUUUUACACCUGUCCUUAUUGUUAAUAUCGCAUGCUGUACAACUAUAGGGUACAAGAUUUUACUCUGUGAAUGUUAAAAAUGAGCAAAUCAUAUGAGCUAGAUCUUCCAGGCUGUGAGCUAAACCUUUGUAAAUGUCUCUAAAUAAUGAUCAUAACUCAUAAUAUUUCUCACUGGUUUA